This is a messenger RNA of Protopolystoma xenopodis, 227 nucleotides long. The record is from the annotation of a GenBank genome assembly. NCBI's taxonomy places the organism in Eukaryota, Metazoa, Platyhelminthes, Monogenea, Polystomatidea, Polystomatidae.
GCAGCCUGUCGUCGGGGCAACUGACCAGCUCGGUGCGCAACCUGGCCGGCUUGAUCGGCAUGAUCGGAGACACUGACAACGAGAACACCGCGGAGCCAGGCACAGCGGGUACCCAGCUCUCGUUUGGAGCCAGGCUUGGUGGCCUGCCCGAGGCCGGUUCAUUAGGUGAGAGGCUACAGAUUCGGCGGUUGGCAGCUCCAAUCUAUAGCAUGUGCCCACGAAAGUGA